GGCUGCUGCUCCACGACCUGAGCAUGGCGGGACUGCAGGAGCUGCGAUUCCCCGAGGAGAAGCCGCUUCUCCGCGGUCAGGACGCCACCGAGCUGGACAACUCGGAUGCCUUCCUUGUGGCUGUGGACACAGACUGGAAGGGGAGCCAGGAACGGGGGCUGCCCAGAGUGUCCAGUGCUGUCUGUCCCCUCCAGGAACAUGACAUCGAGACGCCUUACGGGCUUCUGCACGUGGUGAUCCGUGGCUCCCCCAAGGGGAACCGCCCAGCCAUCCUCACCUACCAUGACGUAGGCCUCAACCACAAGCUGUGCUUCAGCACCUUCUUCGACUUUGAGGAUAUGCAGGAGAUCACCAAGCACUUCGUGGUGUGCCAUGUGGACGCCCCUGGGCAGCAGGUCGGGGCCUCGCAGUUUCCCCAGGGGUACCAGUUCCCGUCUAUGGAGCAGCUGGCCGCCAUGCUGCCCAGUGUGGUGCAGCAUUUUGGGUUCAAGUAUGUGAUCGGCAUUGGCGUGGGGGCCGGAGCCUACGUGCUGGCCAAGUUUGCACUCAUCUUCCCUGACCUGGUGGAGGGCCUGGUGCUGAUGAACAUCGAUCCCAAUGGCAAAGGCUGGAUUGACUGGGCUGCCACCAAGCUCUCUGGUCUCACCAGCACUUUACCUGACACGGUGCUAACCCACCUCUUCAGCCAGGAGGAGCUGAUGAACAACACCGAGCUGGUCCAGAGCUACCGGCAGCAGAUUGGGAACGUGGUGAACCAGGCCAACCUGCAGCUUUUCUGGAACAUGUACAACAGUCGCAGGGACCUGGACAUUAACCGGCCUGGGACGGUGCCCAAUGCCAAGACGCUCCGCUGCCCCGUGAUGCUGGUGGUGGGGGAUAACGCGCCUGCCGAGGAUGGGGUGGUUGAAUGCAACUCAAAGCUGGACCCCACCUCCACGACCUUCCUAAAGAUGGCAGACUCCGGGGGACUCCCCCAGGUCACACAGCCUGGGAAGCUGACAGAAGCCUUCAAAUACUUCCUGCAAGGCAUGGGCUACAUUGCACAUUUGAAGGACCGAAGGCUGAGUGGAGGAGCAGUGCCCUCAGCCAGUAUGACCCGCCUGGCCCGCUCGCGCACCGCCUCCCUCACCAGCGCCAGCUCGGUGGACGGCAGCCGCCCGCAGCCCUGCACCCACUCCCACUCGGAGAGCAGCGAGGGCUUGGGCCAGGUCAACCACACCAUGGAAGUGUCCUGCUGAAGCCUGGGUCCGGUGAAGAUGCCCACCUGCCCGCCCGCCCGCAUCGACCCACCAUCCCACUGCCACCCCUGCGCCUGCUCCUUCCCUUUAGUUUAUUUUGGUGAGAGAGUGUAGGGGAGGAAAUGGGGUUACUUCUCUUUUGUUAAAAAAAAAUGAUGGGGGGGUGCCUAUGUUAAAUGCUACAGCCAAAUGGUAGUUCAAGGGACUUACUACUCCCUACCCUCAAUUCACCUAACUUAACCCCUCUCAAGCCCCCCCCUGCAGCCCAGGCACAGACAGACAGGGCCGAAGUACAGGGAGGGAGGAAGGCAGAGGUUUGAGUCCUUUUCUGGCCAGGAUCGAGGGCAGUCUCCCAGAUUCUGGAAAGGGUGUGCGGUGGCCUUUUGGGCAAGCAAGAUUGAGGGAAGGCAAGGAUGGAGAUUGAGGGGCUGCGGGGAGAGCUCGGACAGCGAGAACAUGGGGUCCAUCUCGCGCCCUGGCAUGAGAGCCAGGAGAUAGUAGUGGGGAGCCCCAGGGAUCAAGGAACUUUUGGGUUCUGAAGGACCCCGCCCCCCCCACUUUCCCAACCCCUGCGCCAAUUACAUCUUUGUUUUAGUAUAUGUGACAAUCAUCUGAGCAAUAGCCACAAGGGGGCGCUCCUAGCACAGUUUUCUGGACCUGGCUUGCACUGUAGGGCCAGGUGGGCAGGGCUUUGGGACACAAGAUUCUCUGCCCAGGGGAACCCCACAGAUGGUCCCUUACAUCCUGCCACCCUCAGAUACUGUCCCCAAGGAAGAUGUUGGCCAUCGCCAUGGUGACCUGACAAGGCACUGAGGGUGAAGGCUGGAUGGAAUAGCUCUGGUGUGUGGAUAGCCGGAGACAGUGGGGGCUGUGAGUUCCCACAGGGCCCUUCCAGGCCCCAGUUAGCAGGAGGUGGCCUGUGUGGUUUCCUGGGAGACUUCUGGUUGACUGAGGCUAAAUGUUUGUAGACAUCACUAAGGAGUGAGUUCAUUGAGAGGAACCGGGUCCACAGUCCCUCACCUUUUUCUAUCUCAGUCCGUUACAGUGGGCUGAUUCUGGGACUGUCCCUGCCCUGGCAAGGGAGCCUCCAUCUCCGGGCUCCCCUUCCCCCCGGGCCCCCUCCUGCCCUGGAGGCCCACAACUGUGCCAUGCACAUCCCACCCACCCAUAUUACCAGGUGGAAUCUCCUGGCUCAGAAACCAGGAUGCAGUGGCCACAACCCCCAGACAAGCAAAUGGGACUGAGAUGGCAAUGAGAAGGGUGAGGAGCUGGCAGGGCAUGCAGGGAGGGUUCCGAGGGUGACGACACCCACGUGGGGAAGCUUCCUCUUUGCACAUCGCCCACCCCUCUAUAAUCUUAAGCCAUUACUAGACCGUGCCAGGACCUGGCGGAGUGCUGGUCUGUCCCCUGUUCUAGUCACUCACAUGCUUCCCGAGACUAUUGUACGUGACUGUGAGAUGCUGGUAGAAUUAAUCCCCCUGACCAUAGACAGCGCUGCGAAUCUUGGACCUUCCCCCCACCCCUUUUUUAAGUUUGCUGUGUUCUUUCAGAUGAGAUAUCUAUAAAUAUCUAUACAGUACGUAUAUAUAUGUAUAUUGGACCUUCUGUGUGUGUGUGUGUGUGGUUUUUUUCCCAUUGGAAGUAGUCUCUGCUUUUUCCGGUCAAGUUGAACUUUUAGCGUUUUCCUCUCUGUACGCGGUGAAGAGCCUAAAUUUGUGAAUUCUCAUGAGACUCAUGUCAUGAGACUUUGAGGUGACAAAAUGUAAAACAAAGAAAGAAAACCUUGUCAAUGGAGAAGGAUUUGACUGUGCUGAAAAGCUAAUAAAGACACUAAGAAGAA
This is a messenger RNA of Echinops telfairi (small Madagascar hedgehog), 3078 nucleotides long. It is a transcript of the gene NDRG4, whose product is annotated as NDRG family member 4. The coding region runs from base 24 to 1238 and encodes 404 amino acids. NCBI's taxonomy places the organism in Eukaryota, Metazoa, Chordata, Mammalia, Afrosoricida, Tenrecidae. Gene Ontology annotation, cellular component: cytoplasm. The record is from RefSeq and is a predicted model, not a curated record. The transcript is spliced from 16 exons. Gene Ontology annotation, biological process: brain development; signal transduction; positive regulation of ERK1 and ERK2 cascade.